This is a messenger RNA of Octodon degus (degu), 3655 nucleotides long. RefSeq names its product oxysterol binding protein like 1A (gene Osbpl1a). The coding region runs from base 3 to 3020 and encodes 1005 amino acids. Lineage: Eukaryota; Metazoa; Chordata; Mammalia; Rodentia; Octodontidae. Gene Ontology annotation, molecular function: protein binding; cholesterol binding. The transcript has 27 exons. The record is from RefSeq and is a predicted model, not a curated record. Gene Ontology annotation, cellular component: intracellular membrane-bounded organelle; cytosol; membrane.
ACAUGAACACAGAGGCAGAGCAACAGCUUCUCCAUCACGCCAGAAACGGCAACGCUGAAGAAGUGAGGCAGCUGUUAGAAUGCAUGGAGAGGAAGGAAGGAAUGGCUGACAUUAACUGCAAAGGAAGAAGUAAGUCUAAUUUGGGCUGGACACCUCUUCAUCUGGCCUGCUAUUUUGGACACAGACAGGUGGUCCAGGAUCUGUUGAAGGCUGGUGCAGAAGUGAAUGUGUUAAAUGACAUGGGAGACACGCCUCUCCACCGAGCCGCCUUCACGGGACGAAAGGAGUUGGUAAUGCUUCUCUUAGAGUAUAAUGCUGAUUCUACCGUGGUAAAUGGGAAUGGACAGACACCAAAAGAAGCCACUCAUGACAAAGAAAUCAGGAACAUGCUUGAAGCUGUAGAAAGAACUCAACAAAGGAAGCUUGAAGAGUUGCUCUUAGCGGCAGCAAGAGAAGGCAAAAUAGCAGAUCUCACAGCUCUGCUCAACAGGCCCAAUCCUCCUGAUGUUAACUGUGUGGAUCAGUUAGGAAAUACACCCUUGCACUGUGCAGCUUACCGGGCCCAUAAGCAGUGUGCCUUAAAGCUUCUAAAAAAUGGAGCAGACCCUAAUCUGAAGAACAAAAAUGGUCAGAAGCCUCUUGACCUUGCCCAGAGUGCAGAGAUGAAGCGCGUCCUUGUUGGGGAUAAGGUCACCUACAAAGCAUUGAAACGGUAUGAAGGACCUCUCUGGAAGAGUUCAAGAUUUUUUGGCUGGAGAUUAUGUUGGGUAGUAUUAGAACAUGGAGUCCUUUCAUGGUAUAGGAAACAGCCUGAUGCAGUCCAGAAUGUUUAUCGCCAGGGAUGCAAACACCUGACUCAAGCGGUGUGCACGGUGAAGUCCAGUGAUAGCUGCCUCUUCUUUAUUAAAUGCUUUGAUGACACCAUUCAUGGCUUCAGGGUUCCUAAAAAUAGCCUUCAACAAUCACGGGAGAACUGGCUGGAAGCAAUCGAAGAACAUUCUGCGUACAGUACCCACUACUGUUCCCAGGAGCAGGUGACUGAGGACGAAGAGGAAGAUGGAUUGUCUGCUGUAGAGCUGAAGGAAUCCUUGCAGUGUCCAUACUUCUCUUCAUGGGAUGUAGGUCAUGGAGGCGAACCGUGGUACAACAGGCUGUUUGUAUCACCGGAAGCCCUCAGAGGUGUGCCUUCACCAGUCGAGGCCUUUCUAGGGAAAGGCUUCAUCUUUCCCGUGUACCGACCCAUGUAUCCUGGCUGCAGUGGCGCAUUCAUGGCAGUGCCCAGGGAGCCCACUGCUGUGUGUGAAAUCUCACUUACUGUAUUUCCUUUUAUAUUUCUAGACAUGCUUCCAUCAUUUCUUCAGAAAGCUGAAGCUGUCUCUGAAGCUUCUAAAGAAACUUGUAUGGCUUUGAGUGAUUGCCUUAAUCUGUUCACCAAACAAGAAGAGGUGAGGAAUUUAAAAUUGGAACAAGAGCAAGAGAAAAACAAAAUCUUGUCAGAAGCGCUGGAGGCUCUCGCCACUGAGCAUCAUGAAUUAGAGCAGUCUCUGGUCGAAGGAUCCCCGCCUCCCAGCAUCCUCAGCGAGGACGAGUUCUAUGAUGCGCUGUCAGAUUCCGAGUCAGAAAAGUCCCUGAGUCGACUGGAAGCAGUGACAGCCCAGUGCUUUGAAGAAGAGGAAGAAGCGCACGGGAGCAGUAGAAAGCACAGAAUGUCUGAAGGGAAGGAUUGUGGUGGGGGAGAUGCUCUCUCCAAUGGCAUCAAAAAGCACCGAACAAGCUUGCCGUCGCCUAUGUUUUCCAGAAACGACUUCAGUAUCUGGAGCAUCCUCCGAAAAUGUAUUGGAAUGGAACUCUCCAAGAUCACCAUGCCAGUUAUAUUUAAUGAGCCUUUGAGCUUCCUCCAACGACUAACUGAAUAUAUGGAGCACACUUACCUCAUCCACAAGGCCAGCUCAUUUUCUGACCCUGUGGAAAGGAUGCAGUGUGUAGCUGCAUUUGCGGUGUCUGCUGUCGCCUCUCAGUGGGAGCGGACCGGGAAGCCCUUCAACCCACUUCUGGGGGAAACCUACGAAUUAGUUCGAGAUGACCUUGGAUUCAGACUCAUCUCUGAGCAGGUCAGCCAUCACCCCCCAAUCAGUGCAUUUCACGCUGAAGGGUUGAACAAUGAUUUCGUCUUUCAUGGCUCCAUCUAUCCGAAACUGAAGUUCUGGGGGAAGAGUGUAGAAGCAGAGCCGAAAGGGACCAUCACCUUGGAGCUGCUUGAACACAAUGAAGCAUAUACGUGGACAAACCCUACCUGCUGUGUGCACAAUAUCAUUGUGGGCAAACUCUGGAUCGAGCAGUAUGGCAACGUGGAAAUCACAAACCACAAAACUGGCGACAAAUGUGUGCUGAAUUUUAAGCCCUGUGGCCUCUUUGGUAAGGAGUUACACAAAGUUGAAGGCUACAUUCAAGAUAAAAGCAAAAAGAAGCUCUGCGCACUGUACGGGAGGUGGACAGAGUGUCUGUACAGUGUAGACCCGGCCACCUUCGAGGCUUACAAAAAAAAUGAUAAGAAAAACACUGAAGAGAAGAAGAACAGCAAACAGAUGAGCACUUCGGAGGAGUCUGAUGAAAUGCCUAUGCCAGACUCCGAGAGCGUGUUUGUCAUCCCCGGCAGCGUCCUCCUGUGGCGGAUAGCCCCCCGGCCUCCAAACUCUGCCCAGAUGUAUAAUUUCACUAGCUUUGCAAUGGUUCUGAAUGAAGUGGACAAGGAAAUGGAGAGUGUGAUCCCCAAGACUGACUGUAGGUUGCGACCUGACAUCCGGGCCAUGGAGAAUGGAGAAAUAGAUCAAGCUAGUGAAGAGAAAAAGCGGCUUGAGGAAAAACAGAGAGCAGCUCGCAAAAACAGGUCCAAGUCAGAAGAGGACUGGAAGACGAGGUGGUUCCAUCAAGGCCCUAAUCCCUACAGUGGAGCACAAGACUGGAUCUACUCUGGCAGCUACUGGGACAGAAACUACUUCAAUUUGCCUGACAUUUAUUAAAAUGCAGACAGGUCAGGGUGUUUGGCUAAUCUACAAAUCAGUCUUAAACCUAUGUUUUUAAUUUUUAUUCUUCAUUUGUACUCAUCUUUUAAAAGAAUCUGUUCCAGAUAACAUGCAUUUCACCCAACAAGGUAGGGCACACAGUGCUACAGAUGGUGGAAGUCUUAGGAAAAAUGUAUGAUAAUUUUCCUAUCCAGAUAAACUUAUUUGGAAUAUUAUUUUAUAGAGGGGUAAGAAACAGAUGCUUUUUCUGGUUGCUAAAUGUAACUUUAGCUUUCUGGAAUUAUAUAGUAAUCUCAGAUCCACUUAUUUUGGCUAUUUUUAUGCUGUCAUGCUUGAAUGUUUUAGCUAUAACUGUGAUGUUUAGAAUUCUCCUGCACAAUGUUUAUGUGCUCAAAUAUAGAGGCUGUAAUUUUGUAAAGAACUAUAUUGAUGACUUUAAUCAUAUUAAUCAUCUCAAUUUAAUCCCAUCCCUGAUCCCCAAAGAAAAAAAUGCCUAAAUAUUCUGAAUAGGGCUUCCCAAUUUGAAAAUUCUAAAGAAUUAAACUGGAAAAGGUAUUUCAUUUACUUAUGUUAGUGUUCUUUACUUUUACAGUUUUCUGUAUAAUCACUGUCAUUAAAAUGUUUAAACUGUA